AUGAGUUAAUUAUCUACUUCUUUAUCUAAAAUAUUUGGAAUAAUAUUCUUAAGAUCUUAGGAUGGUACAAGAUUGUACUCCAAAUACUACCCAUAGUUGUUUCCAAAGAAUUUAUUAAGAGUGCCGGAGGGUGUGCUUACAAAUAUUGACGUGUAGAAAUAAUUCGAACAUAAUGUAUGGGAGAAGGGAAAGAGAGUUGGAGCUCGUUUGACUAAGGGAAGUGAAAGUAUAAUUGAUGCUUAUGAUUUUAAAGCUGAGAUAUUUCAAUAUUGCUAGUUUAACAUUGUAAUGAAGGCAUUUAAUGAAGUACACUUGUUUGUGUUGGGUGACUUUGAGGAAAAUGAGAUCAUAUUGUCUUAAGUUAUAAAUGGAAUCUAUGAGUCAUUGAGUCACAUAACAAAGGAUCAUAUCAAUAAGAAAACCUUAUUGGAGAACUUUGAUCAAGUCAUAAUAAUAAUAGAUGAGAUUUGUGAUCAGGGGUAUGUUGAUAGAUAGAAUAAUUAAUAUUAGGAUAAUUAUUACGAUGGAUCCAUCAGUGAUUAUAGCCAGAGCGACAAUGAGAGAUACUGAAGCCAUAAGCUUGGAGAAGCAAGAAAGCACUAGUAUAUAAGGAGGAGCGUUUUCUUCAGUAUUCGCAUCUGCCAAGAGGACCUUUGCUCAACAAUUUAUGGGAUCUGGUUGA
Molecule: messenger RNA, 682 nt
Organism: Paramecium octaurelia
Lineage: Eukaryota; Ciliophora; Oligohymenophorea; Peniculida; Parameciidae
Source: the annotation of a GenBank genome assembly